Molecule: messenger RNA, 600 nt
Organism: Penicillium arizonense
Lineage: Eukaryota; Fungi; Ascomycota; Eurotiomycetes; Eurotiales; Aspergillaceae
Exons: 1
Coding region: 1-600 (199 amino acids)
Molecular function (GO): oxidoreductase activity
Source: RefSeq, a predicted model, not a curated record
AUGGCCAAGUUGUUUGUCGCAACGAGACAACUGAACGACAAAAAUGCGUCAAAACGUGCAGCAGAUACAGAAAUCAUUCUGAACGAGGUUCACGACAGAGAACCAGGGUCUGACUCCCAUCUACUUGGAAUUUCCCGCAUGAACUAUCUGCACGCCCGAUUCCGGAAAGCCGGCAAGAUUCUGGAUGAUGAUAUGCUACAUACUCUGGGCUCCGCUGUGCUCGAUAUUUUCCAGACCAUUGGCUCAAUCGAAUGGCGAGAUCUUACAGAUGUCGAAAAGUGUGCGAUUGGUGUUUUCCAUAAAGCUCUUGGUGACGCUAUGGAAAUUCCGUUCACCAAGCUCCCGUCACAGAAGGACGGUUGGAGAGAUGGGAUCCAUUUUGCUGAGGAGAUUAUGGGCUGGACAUUGCAAUACGAAAGGCGAGUUGCUGAGCCAACCAGCUCUACUCGCGAGAUCGGACGGCAGCUCAUGAAUCUGGCCACAUUCCAUCUUCCGUCUGCGUUGAAACAAUUUGGGGAGCAAAUGAUUGCUUCUAGGGUGGAGGGUUAUAUGCAGGAGAGUAUGGGGUAUGUAUCAACGAUCAUUGGAAGCAACUUUUAG